Phalacrocorax carbo (great cormorant) is the source of this 7998-nucleotide messenger RNA. The record is from RefSeq and is a predicted model, not a curated record. Lineage: Eukaryota; Metazoa; Chordata; Aves; Suliformes; Phalacrocoracidae.
AAGAUUUCACGCUAUUCAAUGAAACUUUUUGCUUUUCUUGUGUCCCGAAUAAUGGUGCGUGCAGGGCUUUGGGGAGCGGGGGAGGUUUAUGUUGCAUUAGGCGAGGUGGAUUUGGAGUAAUUUCAGAGAGAAACCUUUGAGGAUGGGGGAAGGGGGUGCGAGGAUUUUCAGCCGAGAAGAGUAGUGAUGUACAAAGUACGGUCUGGAGCAGUGUAGUUUUUUAAGGUUUUUCAUACUUUUGAUACUAAGUCGUUGUUAGAGGGAAGGAAAAAGAGGGAGGAAAAAAAAAAAAUCCAAGAGCAGAUGAAAACCAAAGCAGCCCCCCAACGCCACCGACAGCCCAGAGCAAUUCCGGAUGGCUCUCGGUGUGGGAAGCCCAGCCUUCGGUCGCGCCGUGCCCGGCGCUGUCCGGGGCCGCGGUCGGACAAGUGCAGACUUUGUGCCGGGCUUCGGAGGGUCGGCGCGGCCCCGGCACCGAAGCCGUCCCGCUGCCGGCGGGGACCUCGGGCUCGCUCUCGCCGGGCUCGUCAGGAAGAUGGAAGCGUGUGGUUUUGAUUUACUCGGAGCCGCUUGGGAUUCGCCAGACUGUUAACCCGGCGGAGCCUUGUGGAUCGGUGUGUGCCCGUCCCCGCAGCGGCCCGGGGUUCAAAGGGACUUUGUUUGGUGGGAGGAGGAGGAGGAAAAGAAAUGGAGCAAGUUCAGUAACUAUCCAGUCUAACGUCUUACUGAUAUCCUAAGGAGUCUUACAAAUACUUAUUUUGAAUUGAGAAAAUGACUGCAGAUCUAGAAGAAAGUACAGGUUGUUGGAAAAGAAUACCUGUCAAAAAGUGGAACAUCCAAUAGUUAAUUUGGAAGUAGCAUAAAAGAAAUAUACCUGUUAUGGUGCGAUUCUGGAGUGGAGUUAACUCCGUAGCACACAGGUAGCUCUCCAAGGAGGAAAAAAAAAUAAAGAGCUUUCUGUUUUUCUAAAUUAUGGAAAUUUUUUGGAAGACGUGGACAUGGAUUUUGAGCCUAGUCUUGGUUUCAUCGGAAUUUCACAGUGACGACAGGCUUUCGUAUAGUUCUCAAGAGGAAUUCCUGUCUUACCUUGAACACUACCAACUAACAAUCCCAAUAAGGGUUGAUCAAAAUGGAGCCUUCCUCAGCUUUACUGUGAAAAAUGCUAAACCCUCAAGAAGGAGGAGGAGUACAGACCCUUAUGACCAAGAACUGCCAGCAUCUAAAUUAUUUUUUAAACUUUCUGCCUAUGGCAAGCACUUUCAUUUAAACCUGACUCUCAACACAGAUUUGGUGUCCAGACAUUUUACAGUAGAAUACUGGGGGAAAGAUGGACCGCAAUGGAAGCACGAUUUUUUAGACCACUGUCAUUACACAGGAUAUUUGCAAGACCAACACAGGACAACUAAAGUGGCCUUAAGCAACUGCAAUGGUCUGCAUGGAGUCAUUGCUACAGAAGAUGAAGAGUAUUUUAUUGAACCUUUAAGGAAUAUAACAGAAGAUUCUAGUAACUUUAAUUAUGGAAACGGACAUCCUCAUGUUAUAUACAAAAAAUCUACCAUGCACCAGCAACAUCUCUAUGAUCACAGUCACUGUGGAGUCUCAGACCUCCCAAGAAGUGGUAAGCCUUGGUGGAUGAGUGAUGCAUCUGCUUUUCCAACUUUGCUUCCAGUUAAUGACACUUUAAGUAGUCAUAGUCGACAGAAGAGAUCAGUAAGCCUUGAACGGUUUGUGGAAACGCUGGUAGUAGCAGACAAAAUGAUGGUGGGAUACCAUGGUCGCAAAGACAUUGAACACUACAUUUUGAGUGUAAUGAAUAUUGUUGCCAAACUUUAUCGUGAUUCCAGUCUAGGAAACGUUGUGAAUAUUAUAGUGACACGUUUAAUUGUCCUCACUGAAGAUCAGCCAAACUUGGAGAUAAACCACCAUGCAGACAAGUCCCUCGAUAGCUUCUGUAAGUGGCAGAAAUCCAUUCUCUCCCACCAAAGUGAUGGAAACACCAUUCCAGAAAAUGGGAUUGCCCACCAUGAUAAUGCGGUUCUUAUUACUAGAUAUGAUAUCUGCACUUAUAAAAACAAGCCUUGUGGAACACUGGGCUUGGCCUCUGUGGCUGGAAUGUGUGAGCCUGAAAGGAGCUGCAGCAUUAAUGAAGACAUUGGCCUAGGUUCAGCUUUUACCAUUGCACAUGAGAUUGGUCACAAUUUUGGUAUGAAUCAUGAUGGAAUUGGAAAUUCCUGUGGGACCAAAGGUCAUGAAGCAGCAAAGCUAAUGGCAGCUCAUAUUACAGCAAACACCAACCCUUUCUCUUGGUCAGCCUGCAGUCGGGAUUACAUCACCAGUUUUUUAGAUUCGGGCCGUGGUACUUGCCUUGAUAAUGAGCCUCCCAAGCGUGACUUUCUUUAUCCAGCUGUGGCCCCAGGUCAGGUGUAUGAUGCUGAUGAACAGUGUCGCUUCCAGUAUGGAGCAACAUCCCGCCAAUGUAAAUAUGGGGAAGUGUGUAGAGAGCUCUGGUGCCUCAGCAAAAGUAACCGCUGUGUUACCAACAGCAUUCCAGCAGCAGAAGGUACUCUUUGCCAAACAGGGAGCAUUGAAAAAGGGUGGUGUUAUCAGGGAGAGUGCGUACCCUUUGGCACUUGGCCCCAGAGCAUAGAUGGGGGUUGGGGUCCAUGGUCAAUAUGGGGAGAGUGCAGCAGGACCUGCGGGGGAGGAGUCUCCUCAUCUAUAAGACACUGUGACAGUCCAGCGCCUUCAGGUGGAGGCAAGUACUGUCUUGGAGAAAGAAAGCGGUAUCGCUCCUGUAAUACUGAUCCAUGUCCUUCAGGGGCCCGUGAUUUUCGAGAAAAGCAAUGUGCAGAUUUUGACAAUAUGCCUUUCCGGGGAAAGUAUUAUAACUGGAAACCCUACACUGGAGGUGGGGUUAAACCAUGUGCAUUAAACUGCUUGGCUGAAGGUUAUAAUUUUUACACUGAACGUGCUCCUGCAGUAAUAGAUGGGACUCAGUGCAAUGCUGAUUCACUGGAUAUCUGUAUCAAUGGAGAAUGCAAGCAUGUAGGUUGUGAUAAUAUUUUGGGGUCUGAUGCUAAGGAAGAUAGAUGCCGUGUUUGUGGAGGAGAUGGCAGUACAUGUGAAGCCAUUGAAGGUUUCUUCAAUGAUUCAUUGCCCAGAGGAGGCUAUAUGGAAGUGAUUCAAAUUCCAAGAGGUUCUGUGCACAUUGAAGUCAGAGAAGUGGCAAUGUCAAAGAACUAUAUUGCUCUAAAAUCUGAAGAGGAUGACUACUAUAUUAAUGGUGCCUGGACUAUUGACUGGCCAAGAAAGUUUGAUGUUGCUGGAACAGCUUUCCAUUACAAGAGGCCAACAGAUGAACCAGAGUCUUUGGAAGCACUAGGCCCAACUUCAGAAAAUCUCAUAGUCAUGAUUCUGCUACAGGAACAAAAUUUGGGUAUAAGAUAUAAAUUCAAUGUUCCCAUCUCUCGCUCUGGCAGUGGAGACAAUGAAGUCGGCUUUGCAUGGAAUCAUCUGCCUUGGUCAGAAUGUUCUGCCACUUGUGCUGGAGGUGUGCAGAAACAAGAGGUGGUGUGUAAAAGGUUGGACGACAACUCCAUUGUACAAAACAGUUACUGUGACCCUGACAGUAAGCCUCCAGAAAACCAAAGAGCCUGCAACACUGAGCCUUGCCCACCUGAGUGGUUUAUAGGGGAUUGGUCAGAAUGCAGUAAGACCUGUGAUGGAGGAGUGCGUUCACGAACGGUUCUGUGUAUCAGAAAGAUUGGACCUUCUGAGGAGGAGACACUGGACAAUACCAACUGUUUAACACACCGGCCUAUUGAAAAAGAGCCCUGUAACAAUCAGUCCUGUCCGCCACAGUGGGUCGCUUUGGACUGGUCAGAAUGCACACCAAAGUGUGGCCCAGGAUUCAAACACCGAAUUGUUCUGUGCAAAAGCAGCGAUCUUCUAAAAACUUUUCCAGCCACGCAAUGCCAAGAGGAAAGCAAGCCGCCAGUCCGCAUCCGCUGUAGUUUAGGCCGAUGUCCUCCUCCUCGCUGGGUUACUGGAGACUGGGGACAGUGUUCUGCACAGUGUGGUCUUGGGCAACAGAUGAGAACAGUACAGUGCCUCUCAUACACUGGACAAGCAUCCAGUGAGUGUCCAGAAACUCUUAGACCUCCAUCAAUGCAGCAGUGUGAAAGUAAAUGUGACAGUACUCCCAUUUCAAACACAGAAGAGUGCAAAGAUGUGAACAAAGUGGCAUAUUGCCCACUGGUGCUGAAGUUCAAGUUCUGCAGUCGAGCAUACUUCAGACAGAUGUGCUGCAAGACCUGCCAAGGACAUUGACCCACAGAAAGCACAAGAAUGUGCCUUGUUAUUAUCAUUGUGGAAGAGUGUCCCAUCAAAGAGAGCCACACAGCGGAAUGAGAUUGACGUCCUUGCAAAUGCAUUACCCUGUGGAAAACGUAACCACUGGUCAGCCCCAGCUGACAGGAUUUCAAUAUUAUUUUAACUUCUGUGAAGUGGGAUUUAUUAAUCCAAAGUGCUGGACACAGUAUAAGGAGGGCAUGCGAAAUUGGAAAGAUCCACACAACACAUAUAGAAUAGAUUACUGUGGAACAUUUGUGUUCUUUUGACUAAAUCCAAUAGUCUGUUUACCUCCUUGGACCAUUAAAAUAAUUUUUAUUAUGGACUUAGCAAUGACACUGAAUCCAUUUGUAUUUAAAACUGUUUAAAAUGUAGCUGUUAUGACUUGGUCUACUAUGGAAGUAAAGAAGAAUCAAAAAAAACGUUAAGUCAUAGCUUAAAAAUGUUAACUAUUUUAUCUCACAACACAGCACCACAAUUUAAAUUAUAAAAUGAGCUUGGAAAUGUUAUUUAAGGAGCAGAAAUUUUUUUUAAAAGUAUUUUUCCUUCAUUCCACCUAAUUCCCUUUGGAGCAAUCCAUAUUUCCUGAACACUGCUGUGAGCGAUAUAUAAAGCUAUACUAAACAGAAGAACCAUGAGGGACUUAGUUUUAAGAGGUGCAACAGUUAUUGCAGUGGUGCAUGAAAUACAAGUGUACUAUGAAACGAAAUGAAAUCCGUGUUGCAGGUUUAUAGCCAUCUUAACAUUGUACAAGUAAAGCUGAGAUUUCCACUGAAGGGAACUUAUUCCAAUAUCAUGGAGGAGGCAGACUCCCAACAGUGGUGAAGACCGUAUUGCCAGCUCCUUCACUACUACUGUACAGGUUGCUUAGACCUUACACUUUGACUCCAGCUCACUUUUGUUUACAACACCAGCCACAAAGAAGAAACAACUUUGUGGGCAUCUAGAUCUGGUUUACAUGUUACUUUUGUUUCUCCAGAACUACAGAGUUCCAGUGCAAAAGAUAAGCCUACGUGUAAAAGCAACAAUCCUUUGCAAAGCUGAAAGUUAAAAUACAUUCCAGAUGUUCCCUUCUUUGAUGCCAUAGCAGAAGGGCAUUUGUUUAUGUGAAAAAAUAUGUCCAGGACACCACAUCUGAGUGGGCAAGGAUCACAACCAAGGGAUGAACCACUCAUGGAGGUAUCUAGGCUCUGUUCAAAUGAGAAGUCAAAAGUGCUUGAGCCGAGAGGCCUGUUGGGACUAUCACGUGUAAGGCAUGCUGGAAAAGGAGUGGCUAGAAUGAAGUCUGGUCACCAUCACCUAAAUGGCCAGGUACAUAUUUAAAGCUGGACCAUAUUAAAAGCUGGGAGUAGCUUUCAGCACGAGACUGGAACAAACUAAUGCCUCUGGAUUAGUAGCUAGAUGCCUUAACUAUUCUGUUGCCAUACUCCACUCAUUUCAUAUUGCCACAUUUUUAAUAUUAACUGAAUACUUUGGAUUUUUAAAUGUGAAACCAAACUACUUAGGCAAGUCACGUUCAAGAAUCUACCAUAAAAAAGUUAAUUGUUGUGCUCCUUUUCCCUUUCACUUUUCAGUAACAGACUCAACAAGGAGAUAAGGAAAGUAGGUACUUGUUUAUAUUAAUAUAUUGUACUUGAACACUUGCAUUUUGCAGCAGGUACUUGACGAAUGUGCUUUUGUGUCCAACUAUGCCUCCUUUGUUGUAGUGCAAUUAAAAUUACGUGAACAGUAAUGUGUUACAAAUUCUAACUCAAAUAGCACUUUUAAAAAAAGUACUCUUUUCAGUGAAAAAUAAUUUCAAAAUAUCAUGAGAUUGAAGCAUAUCAGUGUAUUUUACCAAUAACAUGCCAAAUAUGUUGCACACUAUUUACUAAUGUGAAUUAACAUGGAACAAUAGAUAUUGCUACCAGUACUCAUACUAUGAAAUCCCCCCAACAUAUUGACAAUCUACCCACGUGGUUUUGUGUAGACCACAUAUUCAUGACCAUCAAAUUCCUGUCAUCUGCUACCUCUUGCCAGUAUUUCCAAUUCCGUACACCUGUGACCAGUGGAAUUCAUUUUCAGUUGGCUUGCGUGUAUUCACAUAUGCUUAUCUGCUGCUCUCAUCACAAGCUAAACUAUUCCUGAUAAAACUCUCACGAGUAGAUUAAAAAAACUCCCAAUCUUUAGGAGCUGAACAUGGGGAUCAAGGGCAGUAUAUAGUCCUUCUUUGUUAAGUGAAUCGACUUUCUAUAUCCUAUUGACAAAACACCUUGGUGCUAGCAUGCCCUGGCUAGGUCAUAAAUAUGAUGAAAGGGAAAGGGGUUGCUAUGGCAUUCCCUAAGUAAGAGGCCUCUUUGUAUCAGGGUGCCGUUUUCUCCAGGGCAUGAUUUUGUUUAUCAGCUAAUGUGUCUUUUCAGCUGACAAGAAAAGGGUUUUCUGUGUAUUCAAAAGAAACCUUUUUUUUUUUUUACCUCACUUAGGACAUUAAAUUGUAAGGAGUGAUUCCAAAGACACAUUUUGCUCUCUUACUGGUGCUAGAACACUAGGGAGUCUGAUGUUUACUCUGCAAUAUAACAGCACUGAGGUUGGAAUUUAAAGAACUCCCUGGAGCAAUGUUGAAUUGUAUUGUUAAAGGGAAAAAAAACAGAAUGUAUGUGGAUUUACAAACUAAGCAAUGCUUCAGAUUAAGACCGAAAAAUGAAACCUAAAUAAAAUAAAAAUAAUUGGUUUCAACAGCACAGUUCAUUGCUGCUGCUACACUGUAGCCAUCUAUAUAAUCUAAGCUAAAUAGUGUUACAUUCCUAAAUAGUGACAAAAGGACUAUUUGUAUAGGCUAUAAAUAUGACAGCCUAGAAUCAAAUAGCAGAAUAUGAAAUGCAGAGAUCAGUCUGGUGCCAGUACUUCCACUGAGCAAUACUAUUAGCUGAAGAAGAUCAAACAGAAAGAAAAAUCUAGAGAUCAACCCCUCAAGGUGUAUACACCCAAAAAUAGUCCAUUUUGUUAGGAACUUUGUAAUGGAGUGAAUGUCACAUAGAUAUCCUUAAUAAAGACUGAAAUUACCUUUGUAUUAUUGUGAUUAGUUGCUUAUUAUUUUAUACUCAGUAUUAAUGUGGUACACUGUUACUUUAUUAUUAUUAUUUUUGCUUUUGUAAAUUAUAUUCUAAUUUAUUGUCAUGUUUCUUAACACUUGUUCUACAUGCAUUCUCCUGCUUGUAAUGAAAAUAAAAAUAUUGUAACACUUGAUGCAGUGAAAUUCCACACCAGGCACAGAUUUGUUUUUAACAUAGAUAAUUUAGUAAAAUAAAAUUGCAGCUUUUAAGAAUGAUACUCAUGGUACAGUUGUCUAUUCCCUGACUUACACUCACUAGAAUUCUGUAUGCUUAACAUUUGCUUCGUCAGAUGCAUCAAAAUAUGUAUAAGAUGUUUUCUUUCAAGUAACAUCUAUAUGUUAUACUAGAAUCCUGUCCUUGGCAGCAGUGACAUUUGUCAUAUAUAAGCAAAAAAAAAAAAAAAAAGAAAAAGGAAAAAUUCAAGAACAUGCUCAUGUACAUUAUUAGAUAAUAUUUAGCCUGAGCAAUAAUGUAGAUCAAGAAUGAAAUUAAUGAUAGCAAAAAUGUCCUGUACUUCUUGGAAUGAUUUCAUUAACAGCCAGUCAAUAAUAACAAU